Messenger RNA from Lolium perenne, 843 nucleotides. Its product is annotated as membrane protein PM19L. The record is from RefSeq and is a predicted model, not a curated record. Lineage: Eukaryota; Viridiplantae; Streptophyta; Magnoliopsida; Poales; Poaceae.
AGCCGCUGAUGCUACCGGUGUGCAGCUUGAAGUACUGACUGGUAGAAGAAGCAGAGCGCAGCACAACCUCCGAUCGAUCGAAGCGGUGCUCAAGAUCAGCUUCCGCGCACACGCAUGGCGAACGCUGGGCUGAAGCCGGUGGCCGGCAUGCUCCUGGUGCUCAACUUCUGCAUGUACCUCAUCGUCGCCGCGGUCGGGGGCUGGGCCAUCAACCACGCCAUCAACAACGGCUUCUUCAUAGAUUCCGGGCUGGCGCUGCCGGCGCACUUCUCCCCGAUCUACUUCCCGAUGGGAAAUGCGGCGACCGGGUUCUUCGUCAUCUUCGCGGUGAUCUCCAGCGUGGUUGGCAUGGCGGCGGCGCUUGCUGGGUUCCACCAUGUCAGGGCGUGGAGCCACGAGAGCCUGCCGGCGGCGGCCUCCUCCGCGUUCAUUGCCUGGACGCUCACACUGCUUGCCAUGGGACUGGCCGUCAAGGAGAUUGACCUGCACGGCAGGAAUGCUAGACUGAUAACCAUGGAGGCUUUCACCAUCAUACUCUCGGGGACGCAGCUCUUCUACAUACUCGCUAUCCACGGAGGGAGGUGAAGGGGCUAGCUGAUCAAGAAUUCAUGGCGAGGGAGUACCUAAUUAAGCGUGGUGAAUCAUCUUGGCGAGCAUUGGUUCUCGGUCGGGUUGCAUGUGUACAACUUUGAUGUGGUCGGGAAACUUGUAUUGUGUGGUUAACUGACGAGAUGGGUAGGCACUGUGCAUGUGUGUUUGUUGUGUGCGUGUGUGUAAUGUCGCGUGAGUCGCAUGUUCGGAUUUCCGUGUAAUUAAUUUGUUCAAUGGAGUAUAUUCAUUUAA